AUCUCGUUGACCCACAUGGUCUUGUAACAUUGACUUUUAAGCUGUCUCAUUUAAAGGAAGCAUUGCACUUGCCAGGUAACCUCCUGAACAUAUAAUCCACAGCUACAGGGUACUUACUUUCAAGACAAAGUCAUGGCAGAAAAUGAGGAAUGUUCAUCCAUCAACGAAGAUAUUGAAAAUUACUAUCUCACGUCCAUGUACAGCAUUGAGUUCAUUGUGGGACUCAUUGGGAAUGUUACUGUGAUAAGUGGUUACAUCUUUUGCCUGAAGAAAUGGAAAUGCAGUAACAUCUACCUCUUCUUCCUCUCCAUCACCGACCUGUUAUUUAUAUGCACACUUCCCAUGUUUGUAAUCCAGUACGCAAACAACAGCGAGUGGUUCUACAGCGACCUUUCCUGUAAGUUUAGUCGGUACUUCCUCAACUCCAACAUGUACCUGAGUGUUCUCUACCUCACCUGCAUUAGCAUCGACCGCUACCUGUUGGUGCAGAACCCAACAAAACUUUACUGGUUCCAAAGAAAGCAGACGGCAAUCGUGAUCUGCUUCGUCUUGUGGAUCUUUGUCAGCUUGGAGUUGAUACCCAUGUUCACUUUCAUUGGGCCAAAAAACAUUACGGACAACGAUGAGCAGAUAAUAGUCUGCAUCGACUACGCCAGUUCGGGGGAUGCCAAGGCCAGUAUGAUUUACAGCAUGUUCCUCACCAUUGUGGAUUUCAUCCUCCCACUCUGCGUGAUGGGCUUCUGCUGCAUAAAAACAGCGACGAGCUUAAGGAAAAUCAGUGCCAAGCACCGCAGGAACAUUAAGCUGGAAAAGCCCCAUCGCCUGGUUAUACUGGCGCUGGUCAUUUUCACGGUACUCUUCACCCCGUACCACAUCAUGCGAAACGUCCGCAUUGCCUCCAGGAUGAACAGAAACCAGACCUACUGUGUCCGCAAAGGCGUGAAGGCCGCCUACGCCAUCACAAGGCCCAUUGCCUACCUAAGUUCGGCCAUUAACCCCAUCUUCUACUUCCUGCUCGGUGACCGAUUCAGAGAGAUUCUCCUCAGGAAAUUGCCAUUCAUCGGGCCAAAACUGAUACCUUUGCGGUCUUCAACAGCAAGCACUAUUCAGUAAGGGGGACUUUCCCUCAGACUCGUCAGGAAUAAAAUAUUUUACCAAUUAAUUCCCAAACUUUUUUGCUUUGACCGCUGCCGGAGUCGGACUUGGAUGUCAAUUCUCCAUGCUUUCCCUUUACAUCUCAUGCUACCUCAACAAGGCCACCAGCAUAAUCAAAGACGAGUGGCACCCGUCGGGCAAAAGGUAUAGAGGUGUGAAAACGCACAACUCCAGAUUCAGGGGCAGUUUCUU
This is a messenger RNA of Amblyraja radiata (thorny skate), 1347 nucleotides long. RefSeq names its product succinate receptor 1-like. Gene Ontology annotation, molecular function: G protein-coupled receptor activity. Gene Ontology annotation, biological process: G protein-coupled receptor signaling pathway. NCBI's taxonomy places the organism in Eukaryota, Metazoa, Chordata, Chondrichthyes, Rajiformes, Rajidae. The transcript has 2 exons. The record is from RefSeq and is a predicted model, not a curated record. Gene Ontology annotation, cellular component: plasma membrane. The coding region runs from base 133 to 1113 and encodes 326 amino acids.